Molecule: messenger RNA, 8944 nt
Organism: Glycine soja
Lineage: Eukaryota; Viridiplantae; Streptophyta; Magnoliopsida; Fabales; Fabaceae
Product: myosin-9-like
Exons: 22
Coding region: 5952-8615 (887 amino acids)
Biological process (GO): vesicle transport along actin filament; actin filament organization
Cellular component (GO): vesicle; actin cytoskeleton; myosin complex
Molecular function (GO): ATP binding; actin filament binding; microfilament motor activity
Source: RefSeq, a predicted model, not a curated record
GACAUAUUGUUUAAAGCUGUUUGCAGGCUCUUGCUCUUGGCCAAAGUAAGAACAACUUAGAGAUGCCUGGAAACAUAGUGUCAUAGACACUUAAAAGAACAAGAAGCAGGACAUUUAAAGAACAAUAACAAGGAUCAACUAUUUUCCUCUCAUUAUUCAUUCAUUAUCGAGUGAAAAAUGAAAAGAAUGAAUUCAAAUGUGAAGAUAAUUUGGCAUGAUUAAUAUCUGUUAGCUAAUGAAAUAUUGAUUUUUGCUAAUUGUUGUGAUACAUUCCAUUUAGCACAGAUUUUGUUCCAUUGCAUUUAUUUCUUUAAUUAGGUUGCUGCCAGCUUAUAAAUAAGUUUUGUAUUCACUCUUCGAAAAUAGAGAAUUACAGGAAUAUUCUGAUUAUUAUCUUUCAAGUUGGUAUCAGAGCUCCCGAUCCAGGGGGCUUUGCUUCUGCAUUCUUCUAGGCAGCCUUCAUUGCUGCAGUUGAUACUGUUUCAGUGCCCAGUUACUGCAUAUACCACUGGUUGCCGUCCGUCGCUGUCCUCCGCCGUCAGCUUCCUUCCGCCGUCGUCAGCCACCGUCUGCCACCGCGAAACUGAUCCGAGAACCCACCAGGAGAAGCGCCUUCUCCAGAUUGGCCUAUCCCUGAAGUUUCACUGCCAACCGCUGCCGGACGUGCCGCCACUCGCCGUUUUGUCUCCGGCGUGUGUAAGCCACGCGCCACCGUACAGGCCGUCUUUUUCGACGGUGCCUCCACAGAACAGGUCGCCGGCCCACCCCGGUUCUGUUCCAGGAGUUAUUUUGCCCCAAAACAGCCUCAGAAACCCUAACUCGAGAAGGUUACGGUUACCGUUCUACGUUUUUUCUCUAUCUUGUUUCUGCGAUUUUCCUCUUCCCAUUAUGUCUACAGACAGUCCCUCUUCUCAGUCCCAAUGACCUUCAGGCAUUGCAAGGCUCAUAUCGAGUUGAUGGGCACAACUACCUCUAGUGGGCCCAGUUCGCACUAAUCUCAAGGGACGAAAGAAGUUGAACCACAUAGAAGGAGAACCUCCAGCCCAAACAGAUCCUAAGUAUGAAGCCUGAGAUGAUGAAGACUCUCUUAUCAUGACCUGGUUAUGGCAUUCUAUGACUCAAGAAUCAGCCAGAACUGUAUGUACUUCUCCACUACUAAGGAGAUUUGGGAAAAUCUUAGUCAGACGUAUUCUAUGAAGAAAGAUAUUGCAGCAUGUUAUGAGAUAGAGAACAAGGUUUUCAAUACCAAAUAGGGGAGUCUUUCAGUAACAGAUUAUUAUGGGACGUUGAAUGGUUUAUGGAUUGAGUUGGAUCAACAUCAGGAUUUGAAAAUGACGCCCACAGCUGAUUCUGCCACAUGACACAGUUCAUUGAAAGGAUGAGAAUCUUUAAAUUUCUUUUUGUACUAAACACUGAGUUUGAUCCGAUUCGGGUUCAGAUUUUGGGCAAAGAAAAACUUCCUUCUCUCUCAGAGGUGUUCUACACUGUACAAGGAGAAGAAACUCAGAGGUCAGUAAUGUUGGAAGGGAGCAGUUUUGUUGAUGGUUCAGCCUUAGCUACUGGCAAGGGUCCCACAAAAGGCUCAUCCUCUUCAUUUGGGAAGCCUCUCACAAAGGCUAACCGUGAUGAUCGCUGGUGCAGCUAUUGUAGGAAGUCAGGUCAUACUAAGGAGAAAUGUUUUAGACUUCAUGGAAAGGAGAAGGUACUUGAGCGCGUCGGAGGAUUCAAAGGUGCCACACAAAGGCGUGCUAAUCAAGCAACGUCUGCUUCUGAAGGUGUAAGAUACACACCUAUCCCACAGGCUGAAAAGGAGAUCCCAGCUCUCAGCAAAGCAGAAUUGGAACGUCUAUAGGCCCUUAUGGACUCUCUUAGUAUGACAUCUAGCUCUUGUUCUCUAACCAUGACUGGUAAGAGUUCUAGCUUCCUAUCCUUUAAUGCUUCUGGUACUGAAAAUAUCUGGAUUAUAGACUUUGUUGUUACUGAUCAUAUGACACCUCGCUCUUCUUAUUUUUCAUCCUACACCAUUUUAACUGGUAACCAACACAUCACUGUCGCUAAUGGUUCUCAUACCCCCGUUAUUGGUUGCGAUCUUGCCACGGGGAGGACGAUUGGAAUUACUAAAGAGCAGGGUGGAUUAUACUACUUGCAGCAUGAGGACAAUAAAGAGUGUACCAAACAGAAGGCUUUCACUUCUAAUCACCAGACAAGUUCAGAACCUUGGUCAUCCUCCCAAAUAUGGCUUCAGCACAGACGUCUGGGUCAUCCUCCGUUUAGUGUCCUUAAGUCUUUAUUUCCCUUUUUGUUUGCAAAAAUGUUAAUCGAGUCUUUUCAUUGUGAUGUUUGCGAGUUUGCUAAACACCAUCGAACAAAUUUUCUUCCUAGUACUAAUAAAAGUUCUAAACCUUUUGAUCUUGUUCAUUCGGAUGUAUGGGGACCUGCACUUAUCAAUAAUAUUUCUGGUGCAAAGUGGUUUGUUUCUUUCAUUAAUGACUGUACUCGGGUUACUGGAUAUUUCUCAUGAAAGACAAAUAUGAAGUUUUUCAAUUGUUUGUAAACUUUUACCGUAUAAUUCAAACGCAAUUUGGGAGCCCAAUUAAAAGAUUGCGUUUUGAUAAUGGGAGAGAGUAUGUGAAUCAAAACCUUUCUAAGUUCCUCAAAGAUAAUGGUGUUGUUCAUGAGUUAACUUGUGUGGACACCCCUCAACAAAAUGAGGUUGCAAAAAGGAAAAAUCGACAUCUCCUUGAGGUUGCUAGAGCUUUACUCUUCCAAAUGUCUGUUCCUAAGUCUUACUGGGGGGAAGCUGUUCUAACCGCCACUUACUUGAUAAAUAAAUCAUCCUCUCGUGUUUUAAAUGGUGUUAGUCCUAUUCAACUCAUAACCACAUACUAUCCUUCUGUUCCCCUUAUGACCAGUUGUCAGAGUCGUGUCUUUGGAUGUCCUCUCUUUGUUCAUGUUCAUGGUCCGCAUCGGGAAAAGUUAGAUCCUCAGGCCAUUAAAUGUGUCUUCAUAGGUUAUGCCUCAAACAAAAAAAGGUACAAUUGUUAUCACCCUCAAAGUCUUCGUGUCUAUGUUUCCAAGGAUGUCACUUUUCAUGAAACAAAGUCUUUCUUCACUAGUCCUCCGAUUCAGGGGGAGAGUAGUCUCGAAGUUGAGAUCCUUGAGCUGUCAUGUUUUCCCUUGUUACAGGAUUUCACUCCUAUGGAGGAUGACAAAGACCCUGAACCAGCAUCAUCACCAAUUCAACAUAAGGAGGACAAACACUUUGGGAACCAGUACCAGCGAAGAAAAAACCCGACCUGGUCCAACAACAACUUCAAUCAUCCGAAUCGAAGGUAAGAACUCAUACUCUUGAGGACACCUUAGAUGCUUCUUGUGAAUCUAACCUAGAUGAUUUGCCAAUUGCCUUGAGAAAAGAAAAAAGAUCUUGUGCAAAAUAUCUUAUAUCCCAAUUUGUGUCUACUAAAAAUCUUUCUCUACAGCACUAGAGUUUUAUUUCAACUAUUGAUUCUAUCAAAAUUCCUACAUCAGUACAAGAAGCCUUAAAGGAUGAGAACUGGGUUCGAGCCAUGAAUGAAGAAAUGGGUGCAUUGGAAAGGUACAAGACUUGGGAGAUUGUAGAGAGACCGAAAGACAAAAAGGCAGUAGGUUGUAGGUGGGUAUAUACAGUUAAAUAUCAGACUGAUGACUCAUUGGAGUGGUAUAAGGCGAGGUUGGUUGCAAAGGGAUACACCCAAACCUAUGGGAUCAAUUAUGAGGAGACAUUUGCUCCAGUGGCAAACAUGAAUACAGUCAGGAUUAUCAUCUCCUUAGCAGCGCACUUUGGUUGGGAGAUGCAUCCAUUUGAUGUUAAAAAUGCCUUCUUACAUGAAAGCUUGACAAAAGUAUACAUAGAGAUUCCACCUGGAUAUGGUGCCACUAAUGGAGGAAAUAAAGUUUGCAGACUAAAGAAGGCCCUAUAUGGCUUGGGCUUGGUUUGAUAGGUUCACUCAAGCUAUGGUAUCUUUGGGGUACAAACAAAGCCAAGGUGACCAUACUUUCAUUAUAAAACACCCCUAAGAUGGUAUUCUUACUUUGCUCUUGGUCUAUGUCGAUGAUAUAAUUAUUGCAAGCGAUGAUGAGCUUGAAAAACAGACCUUAAGGGAAAGGUUGGCUACCCAAUUUGAAAUGAAGGAUCUUCCUUAGGAUAGAGGUUGCAUACUCUAGGCAGGGUAUCUUCAUUUCUCAACGAAAAUAUAUACUUGAUCUCCUCAAAGAAGCUGGCAAGUUGGGCUGUAAAACCAUUGGAGUGCCCAUAGAGAAAAAUCCCAGGAUUAGAAAUGAUGAAGAAAGCCCAAAGGUAGAAAAGACACAAUACCAGAGACUUGUGGGAAAACUUAUCUACUUAUCCCACAUCAAGCCUGAUAUAGCCUAUGCUGUUAGUGUGGUUAGUUAGUUCAUGCAUGACCUAAGAGAGAGACAUUUGCAGACAGUAAAUAGGAUCAUUCAGUACUUAAAGUCUUCUCCAGGAAAUGGAUUGUUGUUUAAAAAAGAGAGAAAUUUAUCCAUGAAAGUAUAUACUGAUGCUGACUAUGCAAGAUCAAUUGUUGAUAGGAGAUCCACCACAAGAUACUGCAUGUUCUUGGGUGGAAAUUUAGUAACAUGGAGGAGUAAGAAGCAAAAUGUAGUUGCAAGAUCAAGUGCAGAAGCUGAAUUCAGAGUUAUGGCUCAAGGGGUUUGUGAGUUGUUAUGGAUGAAGUUCAUACUUGAUGACCUCAAAAUAAAAUAUGAAGCUCCUAUGCCGGUUUGUGAUAAUAAGUCCGCCAUCAGCAUUGCACACAAUCCAAUUCAAUAUGAUCGAACAAAGCACAUAGAGAUAGAUCGACAUUUCAUUAAGGAGAAAUAGUACAGUGGUCUUAUAGCCACCGAAUACAUCCCUUCAAAGCUUCAGUUGCCAAAUAUGUUCACCAAGGGACUUCCCACGGAGCAGCUUCAAGACCUUACUUGCAAGCUGGGAAUGAUAGAUAUACAUUUACUAGCUUGAGGGGGAGUGUUGUGAUACAUUCCAUAAUUAGCACAGAUUUUAUUCUGUAAUUAGUACAAAUUUGAUUUGUACAGAUUUUGUUCCAUUGUAUUUCUUUCCUUAAUUAGGUUGCUGGCAGCUUAUAAAUAAGUCUUGUAUUCACUCUUUGAAAAUAGAGAAUUACAAUAAUAUUCAGAUUAUUAUCUUUCAAGUCUAAUAUUAGUUUAUGGCUAAUAUAUACCUCACCCUACCGUAUCAGUAGAUAAUGUUUUUUUUUUUAUAAUAAAUUCAACAGUUCAUUUCAAGUUGAGAUGAAAAAUAGGAGAAACCAUAGGAGAGAACCGUGUGUAUAACUUACACAUUGGAGAGUAUUAUUUACAGAAUGAGUCAUAAAUAUAAGAACAAGAAUGUGGCACAACUCUAUAUUCUGCUUCUGCACUUGAUCUUGCCAUAACAUUUUGUUUCUCGCUCUUCCAUGAAAUCAAAUUAUGUCUAAUAAAAUUGCAAAACCUGGAAGUGGAUCUCUUGUCAAUAGGAGAGCUUGCUCAAUCUCUGUCAGAAUAUCCCACAAGAUGUGUAUAAUCGUUCUCUUCAUACAAGAAGCCUUUUCUUGGGGCUCCGUUAAUAUAUUUCACGAUACAAAUCACUACAUUCCAAUGAUUAUCACAUGGAUAAUUGAGAAGCUGGCUUACCACACUAAUAGGAAAUUAGAUAUCUAGACAAAUUGUUGUGAGGUAAUUCAAUUUUCCAACUAAUCUUUUAUCACAUUGGGUUAAAUUAGAGAAAAGGCUUCCUUGUUCCAGUAGCUUGGUAUUGGGAUUCAUAGGAGUGUCCACAAACUUAGCAUUCUGGUUUUGAUUACUCUUCUCUUGGUUAGUCAAUUGGUUCAUAUUUCAUAGUUUAUUUCUGGCAAAUGUUGAACUCAUCACUCCCCUUAAAGUUUUAAAUUGUAAUGAUGCAGUCAAAUCCAGUUCUUGAAGCAUUUGGUAAUGCAAAAACUGUUAGAAAUGACAAUUCCAGCCGUUUUGGAAAAUUUGUUGAGAUUCAAUUUAAUAAGUAUGGACGAAUGUCUGGUGCAGCCAUUAGAACUUAUCUUCUUGAGAAAUCUCGUGUUUGCCAAAUCUCAGAUCCUGAGCGUAACUAUCAUUGUUUCUACCUUCUCUGUGCUUCUCCUCCUGAGGAAAAGGAGAAAUAUAAGUUGGGAGAUCCUAGAUCAUUUCACUACCUUAAUCAAUCCAAUUGCUAUGAAUUAGUUGGUGUAAAUGCUGCUCAAGAGUAUCUGAGCACCAAGAGAGCCAUGGAUAUUGUGGGAAUCAGUCAGGAGGAGCAGGAUGCUAUUUUCAGAGUUGUAGCUGCUAUUCUUCAUCUUGGAAACAUUAAGUUUGCAAAAUCAGAAGAAACUGAUUCAUCAGUUCUAGAAGAUGAAGCAUCCAGGUUUCAUCUCCAAACAACAGCAGAACUUCUCAUGUGUGAUCCUAAUUGUUUGGAAGGUGCACUACGUGAGCGUGUGAUGAUUACUCCAGAAGAAAUCAUCAAAAGAAGUCUUGAUCCUCUUGGUGCUACAGUUAGCAGGGAUGGUUUAGCCAAAACACUAUAUUCUCGAUUAUUUGACUGGUUAGUCCAAAAAAUUAAUAUCUCCAUUGGGCAGGAUCCUAGCUCAAAAUGUCUCAUUGGUGUUCUUGACAUAUAUGGCUUUGAAAACUUUCAAACGAAUAGUUUUGAGCAGUUUUGUAUAAAUUUCACAAAUGAAAAGCUGCAACAACACUUCAACCAGCAUGUGUUUAAGAUGGAGCAAGAGGAAUACACAAAAGAAGGGAUUGACUGGAGCUACUUAGAAUUUGUAGAUAAUCAAGAUGUACUGGAUCUCAUUGAAAAGAAACCAGGUGGAAUCAUUGCUCUGCUCGAUGAAGCUUGUAUGUUUCCGAAGUCAACUCAUGAAACAUUUUCACAGAAGCUUUAUCAGACAUUCAAAGAUCACAAACGCUUCAUCAAGCCAAAAUUGGCACGCUCAGAUUUCUCUGUUGUUCAUUAUGCAGGGGAGGUUCAGUAUCAAUCUGAGCAAUUUUUAGACAAGAACAAAGACUAUGUUGUUCCUGAACAUCAAGACAUGCUAAGUGCUUCAAAAUGUUCAUUUGUAUCAGGCCUUUUUGCUCCACUUUCUGAGGAAACAGCCAAAUCUGCUAAAUUUUCUUCUAUUGGUUCUCGUUUCAAGCUACAAUUACAACAGUUGAUGGAUGCACUCAAUCUGACAGAGCCACACUAUAUUAGAUGUAUAAAGCCAAAUAGUCUAUUAAAACCUUUCAUAUUUGAAAAUAUGAAUGUUAUCCAACAAUUACGAUCUGGUGGUGUUCUUGAAGCAGUAAGAAUUAAAUGUGCUGGAUUCCCCACUCACUGGACCUUUCAUGAUUUCUUAACUCGAUUAGGCAUUCUUGCUCCGGAGGUUCUUCAAGGGAACUUCGAAGAAAAGGAUUCAUGUAAAAAGAUUUUGGAGAAGAUUGGGCUGACAGGUUAUCAGAUAGGUGAAACACAAAUAUUCCUAAGAGCUGGUCAGAUGGCUGAAUUGGAUGCUCGGAGAGCAUUCCUGCUCAGUAAUUCUGCAAUAGUUAUCCAAAAGCAUACUAAAACUCAUUUUAGUCAGAAAAGAUAUAUUGCAUUGCAAAAGUCCUCUGUUUUUCUGCAAUCCAUUUGCAGAGGAGAACUGGCUCGAAGAUCGUAUUAUCACAUGAAGAGGGAAGCAGGUGCAGUCAGAAUUCAAAAGUAUAUGCGUGGAACACUAGCCAGGAAAUGGUACACCGAAAUAAAGAUAUCUGCCAUUGUCUUGCAGACAGGUUUUCGAGCAGUGGCUGCUUGUAAUAAAUUUAGAUAUAGAAAGCAAAUUAGUGCAUCGACUACUAUUCAGUCCAAUUGGCGCCGGCAUAAAGCUCUCUCUGACUAUCAGAACCUUAGGAAAGCAUCAAUCAGUUCACAAACCAUCAAUCACUCCAGUUAUAAACAUGAACAGAAGGUUUUUGAGACACCUGCGCAAAAUGAAAGUCCUUCUAUGGAAGAAUGUUCAAAUCCUGUCCAAGAAGAAUCCUCAAGUCCUUUCCAAGAUGAUGAAAGCAUUGAAGCUAUCAGGGAUUCCUCUAUUCCUCUCAAAGACACUGAAAAGAUUGAGGUUCUUACUAUAGAAAUAAAAAACUUGAAGGUCAUGUUGCAGGAAGAAAAACAAAGAGGUGAUGAAUAUGAAAGGAAAUAUGUAGAAGCUCAAGGAUCUAGUGAAGAGUUACGCAAAAAGUUAGCAGAAACUGAAAAAAGAGUACAUCAGCUUCAGGACUCGUUGAACAGGAUGAUAUCUUCCAUGUCAAGUCAAGUUGCCGAGCUGAAGGCGAUCUUGAGUACUUCAUCAAGAUUGAGUUCAACUUUUCGACCUAUUGCUAGGGUUGACAUUGCUUCCAGUAACUCUGAUACUUCAUCUACAGACUCUGAUUUCACAUUUCCGGCUCCUGUUUCAAAUACUGAACUUUUAUCUUCCCCAGAGUCAAAUUCUUUCCAACUAGUAGUUCAGGAUGUCACUGCAGGGGAUGGAUCGGGAUCUGAAAGUGGAAAGGAGGGUUCAUUUGAUGAUUUCUUCUAGUAAAAUUUGUAUUUCUUAUCGGGCUUAAAUUUACGUGUCCUCUGUCUCUGGGGAAACAAGGAGGAAACACAAAGAUUUGGAGGUGGCAUUGGUUAGGCAUGUUAAUUCCUUUGCCACAUGCUCUAAAAAAAAUUGUAGAUACACAGUUUAUCUCAGGAUCCUGUAGAUCAGUAAGGUAGAGGUAGCAAAAGUGUCAACCCAUGAUGAACCCUUUGAUCAGUGUUUCACAUUGUUUAUGUCCCUUCUGAAUUCUAUAUUAUUUGAUGUCAAAUGACACAUAGAGUGACAAUUUUUUGUAUAUAAAAGCUUUCCAGAGGUUUUUCUUGUUU